CGCAGUGUGGCCGGGUGGCUUGCUGGGGAUUCAUGUGGAGGUCAGCGUUGCAAAAGGAGGUGAGAUAAGAAAGCUGUUGGUGUAGGUGUGACACUUCUUGAAGCGCAGGAACAGGACUGAAGCAGACCCAAUGGCUGCCAAGAUCUUUGAAACCGUUGGAAAACUAGGACUGGGCCUGGCUGUUGCUGGCGGGGUUGUCAACUCUGCUCUUUAUAAUGUGGAUGCAGGCCACAGGGCAGUCAUCUUUGACCGAUUCCGGGGCGUUCAGGAUAUAGUGGUGGAUGAAGGGACCCACUUCCUCAUUCCCUGGGUACAGAGGCCCAUCAUCUUUGACUGCCGCUCUCGCCCCCGCAACGUUCCAGUCAUCACUGGCAGCAAAGAUCUACAGAACGUGAACAUCACACUGCGGAUCCUGUUUAGGCCGGUGGCUGCACAGCUUCCUCGGAUUUACACCACCAUUGGUGAAGAUUAUGAUGAACGAGUGUUGCCUUCCAUUACAACCGAAAUCCUCAAGUCUGUGGUGGCUCGUUUUGACGCUGGGGAGCUGAUCACACAGAGGGAGCUGGUUUCCAGACAAGUGAGCGAAGACCUCACAGAAAGAGCGGCAACAUUUGGUCUUAUCCUUGAUGACGUUUCCUUGACACAUCUAACCUUUGGGAAGGAGUUCACGGAAGCAGUAGAAAUGAAACAAGUAGCCCAACAAGAAGCAGAACGGGCCAGGUUCAUUGUGGAAAAGGCGGAGCAGCAGAAGAAAGCAGCAAUCAUCUCAGCUGAGGGGGACUCGAAGGCAGCAGAGCUGAUUGCAAACUCACUGGCCACUGCAGGCGACGGCCUUAUUGAAUUGCGCAAGCUCGAGGCAGCUGAAGACAUCGCUUACCAGCUCUCACGGUCCCGCAAUAUCACCUACCUGCCUUCAGGACAUUCUAUGCUUCUCCAGCUACCCCAAUAAGGUCCCUCUGCGUUCCUUUCCCACCCUUUUUUCUAUUGUUCCUUUGAAAGUAAGAUUGGCCACAAGUAAUCAUUGAAGCUUCUCAAUUUGGGGUUGAUGAAAACACAUGAAAUGGAAAUUGAAUAGAAAAUCACUUAAUUUAAUAAAGGCAAUCGAUAUUCCUCUCUCUCCCCUCUCCAUGGAGUAUCUUUUACCAGAUCAGUACUCAGAACAGAAGUUAUAAAGGACUGAGGUGGAGUUGGUAGGCUAAGAGAGGGGGCAUCGUCUAUCAUAUGGGAUUCUAACAAGAAAAGGCCAAUGUGAGCAAGGCUUUGUAAACCCAGUUCAUUUUAAGGUAACUGAACUGUGGUUCAAGUGAUUCAGCACUGGGUCGUCUCUGGCCCACAGUUGACAGGAAAGAAUUUGAGAGCUUUUCCCUAGCCAGUGUGUCACCGCUUUCCUGCCAAAUUCACCAUCAUACCAGUCUCUCUUAGCAGCUCAAGAAGUUCUCGCUCUAAUUACGACACCCCUUUGAAUGGCAAAAGGGCUGGUGGUUAAUACCGUUUUCAGCUCUGUGUUGAAUAAGGAUGAGACUAAGGCAGUUCUAUGUGAGGAAUUCCUGCUUUGCUGUUUCUUCCACAAGUCUCUCCUUUCUCUGGGACAGACAUCCCUCACCUCACUGUGCCUCACCCACAUUGCUGGAAAGGACUAAUUUUUGUUUCAUAAGUCUGGAGUUCCUGGUCUUGAGAGAGGUACAAGAGGUUUAUUCUGCUGGUAAUCUGAUGCCAACAGCAUUCAUAAAGUUUUUUUUUUAAAAAAAAACCUUUAAAAGUUCACUUAGAAAUGAAGAUACAAAAAACGGAGAUUGUAUUAACCUUUGAUAAAUGAACAAAUAAAAUAUCCCCCCUUAACACUG
Messenger RNA from Eublepharis macularius, 1844 nucleotides. RefSeq names its product prohibitin 1 (gene PHB1). The transcript is spliced from 7 exons. NCBI's taxonomy places the organism in Eukaryota, Metazoa, Chordata, Lepidosauria, Squamata, Eublepharidae. The coding region runs from base 131 to 949 and encodes 272 amino acids. Gene Ontology annotation, biological process: mitochondrion organization. Gene Ontology annotation, cellular component: mitochondrion; membrane. The record is from RefSeq and is a predicted model, not a curated record.